Oncorhynchus masou masou (cherry salmon) is the source of this 1497-nucleotide messenger RNA. RefSeq names its product transmembrane gamma-carboxyglutamic acid protein 2-like. The record is from RefSeq and is a predicted model, not a curated record. The transcript has 7 exons. Bases 217 to 852 code for a protein of 211 amino acids. Lineage: Eukaryota; Metazoa; Chordata; Actinopteri; Salmoniformes; Salmonidae. Gene Ontology annotation, cellular component: plasma membrane; extracellular region. Gene Ontology annotation, molecular function: calcium ion binding.
CCAUAGGGUAUGUUGUAAAACGGGUAUGUCAUGUGACGUUAUAGGCAGGGUGUUUGUCUAACAGGUACAUUUGUGUAGAUAUUGUAUCUGUCGUAAAUUAGCAUAGUAAUGGUCUAAAUUAAGGAAAGCCUGGGUGAGCGAGUUGAAAAUAUAGGAUUAAAUAUUAGUUUCGAAGCGAAAACACCGAGGACACAAGUUGUGUCUCCUGCUUGAGAAAUGCCAGGUUUGGCAGAGAUAUGUAUUGGCAUGCUGUCGCUGGUCCCCCUGGCUUGGGCCAGAGUUGUCUACAACCACAAUGAAGUGUUCCUGGGACAACAGUCUGCGUCCUCGUACCUGUCUCGCUCGCUGCUCUGGAACAAAUGGGACCUGGAGCUGGUGACGCCAGGCAGCCUUGAGAGGGAGUGCAUAGAGGAGGUGUGCACCUACGAGGAGGCCAGGGAGGUGUUUGAGGACACAACCCAAACGAAUGUAUUUUGGGACACAUAUACCAGCAGUCACAGUUCUUUAGACACGGCGCCCAGAGUGGAUGUGUCGGGUCUCGUGGCAGGGAUCUUGGCUAUUCUAGUGUCUGCUGUCAUAGCCACGGUGCUGGGCUGCUACUGUUACAAGAACAAGGCUGGUAGGACGGCAGGCAGUGGUCCAGUGAGGAUGGUUUUGGAUGGCCAGCCUGCCCCAGAGACAGUGCCUCUCGCUGGGAUCAUCGCCCCAGGGCUGCCCUCCUAUGGCGAAGCCCUGAACCGCAGUGGGCAGCAUGACGCACCCCCGCCCCCUUACUCUGGGGGGGCGCCAUCAGAACCUCCUGACCCAGUUGACAAUACUGGGAUUACUGCUAAUACUGAGGACACUGAGUGAAAAGGAGGGAUGGACAUUUUAAAAAGGGGCAUUCAUGAAGUGUGUGUGUGUGUGUGUGUGUGUGUGUUACAAGCUUCUUCAGUUGGAGUUCUGGACAGUUAUAAGUGAGCACGCUGUGAACAUUUCCAUUUCAAUUCCUGUGAGUUGUUGAAAUAGACAUGGUAUAUGUCCAUAUAAUAGGCGAGCAUUUCAAUCCCUGUACUGAUUGAAAUUGGGAUGUAAUUGACACAGUUCUAGUUUUUAGGACUUUUUUUGUUAUUCAGGGGAAGAGGGAAGUGGGGGCAAGGCUGAAGGAUGUUAUAGAUAGGGAAUGGGAUGAAGACUUGUUAAGAGGUUACCUGUGAGAAAGAGAAGCAAUCCCUUGAAAGUUACAUAUCUUGAAAACUUGAUUGCUGACAGUCACCAACUGUUUUGCUUAUGUCAACAAUGGACUAAUGAAACAAAAAUAAUUGUUUUUGGGUGGAAUUUCCUUUAAUAUGUAUAAACUAGCAGCUGGUACUGUAUUUAGGUCAACAUGUUGCCUAAUGUUUGUCUUAUCUCAGUUGUUUCUAUCUGUAUUGUUACAUGACAGACCACUCUGAACUUGUUUAUAUUUAUACACAUUUCUUAUUAAAAAUAUUUUAAUAAAAUGUUUUGCACCCCUGG